Westerdykella ornata is the source of this 2319-nucleotide messenger RNA. Its product is annotated as P-loop containing nucleoside triphosphate hydrolase protein. The record is from RefSeq and is a predicted model, not a curated record. Gene Ontology annotation, cellular component: catalytic step 2 spliceosome; intracellular anatomical structure. Bases 184 to 2217 code for a protein of 677 amino acids. Gene Ontology annotation, molecular function: RNA binding. The transcript has 3 exons. Lineage: Eukaryota; Fungi; Ascomycota; Dothideomycetes; Pleosporales; Sporormiaceae.
UAGUACUGCUACCUACCCUCAGAAGACUGCAGCCAGUGACCGCUCCGGCCCCAACCACAGCUGCUACACUCCUCUUCCGCCACCUCUCCGCGUCCAACUGUUCUCAAACAUCUCGUGGUUGCACGCCGUUACUUACUUGGGCUGAAGUCUAUCGAACGCUGCGCCCAUUCACAAUCCACCAACAUGCCUCCCAAAGACCGUAACGUGGACAUAGCAGAACUUCGCUUAAGGUCCAGACAGGAUUACCUCGCGAAACGCGAAGCGGAACAGCUUGCCCUACUCCGGAGACAGGUGGCGGAAGAGGCAGAAGAAGAGCGCACAAAUCCACGCCUCACAAAAGCAGAGCUCAGGGAAUUCUCGCGGAAUCGGGAGACUCUGAGACUUGCGGAAGAGAGGGCUUCAAUAGAUGAUGGGAAGACGGGAUACAUACUCCCCGAUGCGGACUACAGUAAUAAGCAUGAGGUGCUGACUCGGAAACACAAGGAGGAAUAUGUGUCGGAAGUCCAGCAGUGGGAGAAUGAACAGACGGCGAAGGUGAAAUCGCAGAUAAAGCGGCCGGAGAGAGUAAACGACGAUCAUUACGAGUUCGUCUUUGACGAGGCCAGCGCUAUAAAGUGGGUUACGGAUGGGGUGAAUCGCGUCGAUCCACAGAAGCUCCAGCUUCAGCAGAUGCUAGAUGCAGCAGAGAGGAAAGCCAAAACUAUUGAGGAGACGAGGAAGUCCCUCCCGAUGUACCAAUAUCGAGAAGAAAUCCUUGCUGCAAUAGCCGAACAUCAGUUCCUUGUUGUCGUUGCUGAAACCGGAAGUGGAAAGACAACGCAAUUGCCCCAGUACCUCUAUGAGGUGGGCCGCCUCGGUGUGGACAAAAAACUAGCAUUUACGACAAUAUUCCAGAUCCACCUCUCUCAGCCGCGCGGUGACAUUCUUGUCUUUCUUACGGGCCAGGAUGAAAUUGAAAUGUGUGAGAUGCAACUGCAGGACACCUCAAGGAAACUGCGCGGAAAAGGUGGGGAGCUCAUCAUCUGCCCUAUAUAUGCAAAUCUGCCCACAGAUCUGCAAGCGAAAGCGUUCAUGGAGACUCCUCCGGGCGCAAGGAAAGUUGUCCUUGCCACGAAUAUUGCUGAGACGAGUAUUACGAUUGACGGAAUCGCCUACGUGAUCGACCCUGGCUACGUCAAGGAGAACGUCUACAAUGCACGCACGGGAAUGGAAUCGCUGGUGAUAACACCGUGCUCUCGCGCCUCAGCAAAUCAAAGAGCAGGUCGCGCCGGCCGUACAGGCCCAGGCAAGGCGUUCCGUCUGUACACGAAGCACGCCUUCUACUCCGAGCUCGAGGCGAAUACAACGCCGGAAAUACAGCGCGUGAACCUCAACUCGACAGUCCUGCUCCUCAAGUCGUUAGGCAUCAACGAUCUCAUAAACUUCGACUUCAUGGACCCCCCAUCCACAGACACGCUCAUCAAAAACCUCGAGAACCUGUACGCCCUCGCCGCUCUCGACGAGCGCGGCAGCCUCACCAAGAUCGGCCGCCAGAUGGCAGAAUUUCCCGCCGACCCCUCCCUCUCCAAGGCCAUCCUCGCCGCCAACAAAUACGGAUGCGUCGAGGAAGUCCUCUCCAUCGUCUCCCUCAUCUCCGAAUCCGCCUCUCUCUGGUUCCGCCCAAAGGACAAGCGCGUCCACGCCGACGCCGCGCGCAACCGCUUCAUCGACAAGGAAGGCGACCACCUCACCUACCUCAAAGUCUGGAACGAAUGGGUCGACAACGACUACUCGCCGCAAUGGGCCCAGUCCAAUUUCCUGCAGCAGCGCAGCCUCCAACGCGCCCGCGACGUGCGCGACCAACUCGUCAAGCUGUGCGAGCGCGUCGAGGUCGAAAUCUCCAGCGCGCCAAACGACCACGUCAAGAUCCGCAAGGCGAUCCUGAGCGGGUACUUCCAGAAUGCGGCGCGCCUAAAUCGCGACGGCCAGAGCUACACCACCCUGGGCAACGCGCGCAUGAGCGUGUAUUUGCAUCCUUCGUCGGUGUUGCGCGAGUCGAGGCCCAAGCUGGUGUGCUUCCAUGAGCUGGUGCUCACGAGCAAGGAGUAUAUGCGGAAUGCGAUGCCGAUUGAGCCCGAGUGGCUCGAAGAGGUGGCGCCGCAUAUGUAUAAGAAGGAGGACAUUGAGAAGUUGGGGGUGGGGAGGAAGAUGCCCAAGGGGCAUACUAGGGCGGCGUGAGGGAGGGGGCCUCGUGUGGUUUGUGAAGGAAAGGAUAUCAGGCAAAGGACAUGAAUGACGUUGUCUGCACUCGAGCCUUAAUCUUCUAGCAGCUAGGAGUCG